AUAUAACGUGUCAAUUCGCUUCGCUAUGCGAAUAGUUGAAGACAGUUUCCAGUGGAUUCCUUUCGCCAAGUCCAUGUAAAGCAGUAUGAAUACCAUCCUCUGCGCAUGCGUACUGUUGAUUUGUGUUGUAGUCUGUGAUGGAUACGGCAAAAUUGUGCCAUAUGGGCAAUGCGUAAAAUCUUGCGCUCCGCAUCAACCCAUAUGGAUCAAGAAAAUGUACCGGUAUUGUAUAAAAAAUGGAGAUUGUGUCUACUGCAAGUAUUUUGGCUGUCCAGAGGUACAGGAGUGUAAAAGAAGGAGGCAGGUGAUCCCCCCAGUACCGACAAUAGAUAGGAACUGCAUGGUGUGUCCAGGAACUUGCGUGUACACCGGCAAAACGUACAAGAAGAAGGACAGAUUCAAGUCAUUCGACCAGGUUAAUGAAUGUGAAUGCAACAGUUCAGGAAGGGUGCGUUGUAGUACUGAACACCAUCCCGAGCCGAAAAAGUUUUGUGGCGUGUGAAAUAUAUUGAGAUUUUCAGUAUUAUGCUACCACCUGCAUUUACUCUCUGUCGCGUAUUAGUGUCGGAAAAUACAAAUGGAAUGACAAGUGCUGGUACCGACCUAAGCGCUGUUAAAUUCUUCAGCCUGUCGAAGUAAAAUCCGAAUACUGCGACGAUGGAAAAGACGAUGAUAUUGCAGGACGUUGCGAAAUGACGAUGCCAAUGAUCAAAAACAUCAUAUUGGUCUAGAAAAAACAUGUCGUGUCUAUAAAAAAAUAUUGAACGCUGUUUAUUGGUUCUUCAAGUAUUAAUAGUGUCAUGUUUUGUUAUGUGUUUAAUAAAGGACAAUCAGUCUUGUCAAAAUAAAUAUUAUUUAUAAAUUUUAA
Messenger RNA from Mizuhopecten yessoensis (Yesso scallop), 868 nucleotides. RefSeq lists its product as uncharacterized. NCBI's taxonomy places the organism in Eukaryota, Metazoa, Mollusca, Bivalvia, Pectinida, Pectinidae. Bases 86 to 502 code for a protein of 138 amino acids. The record is from RefSeq and is a predicted model, not a curated record. The transcript has 4 exons.